Messenger RNA from Tachysurus vachellii, 2161 nucleotides. It is a transcript of the gene irf10, whose product is annotated as interferon regulatory factor 10. Gene Ontology annotation, cellular component: nucleus. Lineage: Eukaryota; Metazoa; Chordata; Actinopteri; Siluriformes; Bagridae. The record is from RefSeq and is a predicted model, not a curated record. The transcript is spliced from 9 exons. Gene Ontology annotation, molecular function: protein binding; RNA polymerase II cis-regulatory region sequence-specific DNA binding; DNA-binding transcription factor activity, RNA polymerase II-specific. Bases 140 to 1306 code for a protein of 388 amino acids. Gene Ontology annotation, biological process: immune system process; regulation of transcription by RNA polymerase II.
UGUGUGUGUGUGUGUGUCAUCAGAGAGGAAAGCGAAAGUAUUUCCUGUCUUGCUUUCUCUUUCACUUUGAGUCUGAAUUGCAGCCCACAGUUUUAAGUGCCCACUUGAACACGCACUCUUCAGACUCUUCAGACAAACCAUGGAGCAGAAGGAGAGUCCGAUGCGUCUGAGAGAAUGGCUGAUCGCACAGAUCGACAGUGGGAAGUACGCAGGACUGAGCUGGGAGAACGAGGAGAAAACGUGCUUUAAAAUCCCCUGGAAACACGCAGCUAAACAGGACUACAGGCAGAACGAAGACGCUGCGCUCUUCAAGGCAUGGGCAGUGUAUAAGGGGAAGUACCGUGAGGGCCGUGACAGAGCCGACCCCUCAGCGUGGAAGACUCGACUACGCUGCGCUCUCAACAAGAGCACUGAGUUCCAGGAAGUUUCUGAACGCAGCCAACUGGACAUCUCUGAACCGUACAAGGUGUACAGGAUAGUGGAAGAUACACACACACAGACAGAAUCUGCUGCAAGUUCAAUAAAGAGCAGAGUAUCCACUGAUAUUCAUGGUCAGGUUGUGUUACACGACAACUCAAAUAACAUCAGGGUAUCAGGCGAGAGAAAAGCAGAGACCAGGUUGGAUUUCUACAGCAAUAACAAUGUUUGCAGUUAUGACAGACCUGUGAAUGUUUCUGUCACUCAGCUAACUACAUGGCCCAUUUCAGACUUCCGACUACUUGUGUGUGUGUUCUAUCAUGGCAAGCUGGUUCAGGAACUGAUCACCUCGUCACCAGAAGGAUGUUUUAUUCUGCAGGGUUCGGCGCCGGUUGGGAACGAGCGGAUCUACGGGCCGUGUGGAGCUCACACGCUGUCCUUCCCUCAACUGGACACUCUGUCACUGCCACCAAGCAUCUCUGAGGCCAUGAGCCGCCUUCUGCCUCACCUGGAGAAAGGAGUGUUAGUGUGGGUCGCCCCUGAUGGAGUCUUCAUCAAACGCUUCUGUCAAGGACGAGUGUUCUGGGAUGGACCGCUCGCCCAACACACACACCAACCCAACAAACUGGAGAGAGAGAAGACGUGCAAACUGCUCGAUAUCAGCAUCUUCCUGAAGGAGUUACAUCAGCAUCUGCAGGCUGGGGGUCCGAGACCACGCUAUGAGAUCGGCCUGUGCUUUGGAGAGGAGUUUCCUGACAAUAACCAACCAAAGAGCAAAAAACUCAUUACAGCACAGGUGGUGCCCCUGUUUGCUAAGGAGCUGCUUGAGGGUCUUGAGAAGCGCAAUACUGAACUGAAUUUCUGUCCAAAAUCAGAAGCACAGAAAUAAAAUUUGGCACUCCUCCAUCAAUCCAUCCAUCCAUCCAUCACUGUAGAUAUAAAACACACCCUAUUCACUGUACAUCAAAGAUUUUUUUUCCUUGUAACAUUUUUAACUUUAAGAUUCUUUUGAAUGUUAAUCAUUCAUAAUAACCUUGCUAACUAGCACGAUGAAAUAUUUUACCUCAGAAUCACUUAUACUAAAACCAUGUUAUGCUAAAUGAAAUUUGUAUCAAUAAAUUAUAGAUUUUACCGGCAACAAUGAGCCUAAUCAAACACAAAGUUACCAGCAGUCAGGUUUCCCCAAAUAGCUAACAAACAAUUAGCAUUUUGCUAAUAAAAUUAAUUGCUUCUGUUAUUUAACAGCUUUCUGUUAUUUUUUCAUGUUGCAUGUUUAGACAGUGCUCCUUCAAAAUAAUAUUUCAGUUAUCAAUACAAAUUAAUAAAAUAACUUUAUUAAAUAUAAAAGUUAUUAUUAUUAUUAUUAUUAUUAUUAUUAUUAUUAUUAUUAUUAUUAUUAUUAUAUUAAUAUGAACAAUCUAAUAAAUAUUAGUUUCUUUUUCUUAUUGAAUAUACGGUCAAUGAAAAGGAAAUGCUAAGAAUUACUUCGUACCGAGUUUUAGGAAAAAAACAAAACAUGUUAACAUGCUACAGGAAAGAGUAUAUAAGGAAAUUAUGCUAGCUCAGUAUUAUGCUAGCUUUACUUUAAUUAUAUUAGCCUAGUUCAUUUUAAAGUGUUAAUGCUAAUGCUGCUAAAGCAAAAAUUAUACAAAUACUAUUAUGCUAAUUGUGACCACUUACUUUGUCAUAGUGUAUUUUUGACUAACAGUAUAUAUAUACAGAAUAUAACAGACUAACAGUAUAU